AUGCUCCUCCUGAGCCUUGUCACACUUUUUGCUUCGGCGGUCGGAGCGUCGCCAGUGGUCUUAGAAUCCCGUCGAGCGGGCGAGGCUUUGGAGGCACGAAACGCAAACACCACCUACGAACAAUGCUCUCCGUUCUCUCAGGAUGGGAUCCAGCCGGGCUGCUGGGAGACUCUCGAGAUGAACAAGCAUCUCAACGAUUGGUGGUCCGCAAAUUCCGCGAGGUGCAAUUCGAAAAAUAAGGGCUUCGCCCGAUGCUAUCUGGAUACGGCGGGGCUAAUCACAUGGAAUUGCGACUUCGUUUCUCUCAACGGGUGCACUCCGCCCCCCAGCGGACGUGCGGAUGAGUACGCUUCUUAUCAAGAAUUCUACGUUAUUUGGAAUAUUUACGCCAUCAACCUCUUUUUCACCAACUACCACCAAGCUCUUCUACAGGGCCAGGCAUCAGCCAUCGGAGCGGUUGCCGAAAUUGUCAAAGUUGUCGCACCGCCGACGAAGGAGAACCCGAAAACUCCACUCUUUGCUCCCAUCUUUGGUUCUACGCUAGCCCAGUUUGCGGCUUUAGGUCCUCUUCUCGGUAGCUCUAUCGGAGCAAGCAUAAUGUUUGCGUCUCUGACGGGCACUCUUGGCAACACGGCUGGUGUUUACAAUGCCUUGUUUCCAGUCACCAUGGUGUACCAAGUCUCUUGGGAGCAACUUUCUGCUGCCUUGUCAGACAACGUUAAUGAAUACCAGAAGCGAGUUGGCGAGGCAUUGACAAAGAUACAAACAGACUUCACCUUAUUCUACGAGCUCACUUCAAACGGCGCGUUUAGCCAGCAACUCAGCAACAACCUCCCAAAGAACACGGACUUCAUGUACCAUAACCUUUUGAAGUGGACCCUCAACCAAGCGCUUGCACAAGACGAUUACUUCGCCGUGAAGAACCCCGGCGUUGACCCGCGGAAGAUUCCCAUCGAUCAAUAUGACUGUUCCAAACUUGACGAAUACGGCACUUGUGGGCCGGUUUGGUACGACGGAAAAGACUCGUAUGGGCUUGCCAGAGCCAACGACAUCGGCAUGGAUCGUAUGAAAGACAUUCUUGACGUGGCCUUCAAGAAGAACUGGACUACCCCGAGUGAACUCUACAUUGACGCGCAGUCAUGCCAAGGGAAAAAUGGCUCCGAAGCUUUUGACGUAAACAACCUUUCUCUGAGCUGCGUUUCUAAUCUACCGGUUUGCGAGUUUGACUUCGAUUACAACCCGUAUGAGAUGAUGUGGCUGCACCGCAGUCCACCACAGUUCAAGAAUUGCCCGAGCCAAAAAGGAUGGGGUACUCCCCCAUACUGGGGCAUCUAUGCGGGUGUUCCCCUCCCGUAUCUAGGCCCGUUCUUGUUGUCUGGCGUGGUGUAUGACGAGAGAAGUGGUUGA
Messenger RNA from Colletotrichum navitas, 1407 nucleotides. RefSeq lists its product as uncharacterized. The coding region runs from base 1 to 1407 and encodes 468 amino acids. The record is from RefSeq and is a predicted model, not a curated record. The transcript has 13 exons. NCBI's taxonomy places the organism in Eukaryota, Fungi, Ascomycota, Sordariomycetes, Glomerellales, Glomerellaceae.